GUUUUUUUGGAGAGGAGAAGUUGGCAAAGGGAUGUGACUGCGAUGAUGGCGCUGCAGCUGAAGAACGGGGAUGCAGCGUACUACCAGAGUGCAGAGUACUGCAGAAAUUACACUUCGCCGCCUGUCAGCUACGGUGACAGCAGCCAUUAUCUUGCCCGAUUGCCAGGCCCAGAGACCAUGUUGAAGCCUCCUCUGAGUCUCUUCAGCCAUCCCCAGCAGCCUUUCCAACACAUGGACUCUCUGCACCAGCUGGGACCCCCGCCAAUGGCUCCUACGCAGCCUCUUGGCCCACCACCCAUGGCCCCUGCUCAGGCCAUUGGACCCCCAACUAUGGUUCCCCAGACUCUAGGCCCCCCUCCCAUGACUGCAACUCACACAUUAAGGCCUCCCCCUAUUACCCCACCACACAGCUUAGGCCCCCCUCCAAUGGCCGCAGCUCAGCCACUGGGGCCUCCACCAAUGGCGCACACGAUGUUGCCCCCACCUGUAGAUCACACUCAAGCAAUGGUGCCUCCAACCAUGGACCUCACACAGCCGUUGGGGCCUCCACCUCUCAACCCUGCACAUGCAAUGGUGCCCCCACCCGUAGUGGCGCCUGGAGCCAACAGAUACCCGCUCCCUCCCAGCCCACUGUCCUCCCCUCCUGCGCCGGGCCCAGACCCUUCACAGAUGCCCCCAAGGCACCCAGGACCGGCCCUCAUCCCAGCCCCAGUGUCCUGCCUCAUCCCUGGUCCUCUCCCGGGUCAGGCAGCCCCAGCCAGCGAGCAGCCCCAGGAUGAGGGCUCUCCACUGGGGAUGGAGGAGCAGGAUGACUCUCUGGGGCUGGGGGAACUGUGUAAACCACUGUACUGUAAACUCUGCAACGUUACCCUCAACUCCGCUCAGCAGGCACAGGCUCACUACCAGGGGAAGAACCACAGUAAAAAGUUAAGAAAUUUCUACGCUGGCAGUCAACAGCCUCCAGCCAUCAGGAUCCCAGAAGUCCUUGAGGCAGCUGGCCAGACGUCCCUCAGCUCAGGAUCCAACGACAGUGACGCAGGCAGACAGGCGUUGUAUAAGGGGGCGACCCGGGUCAUCUUGGCCACAGAGAAUGACUAUUGUAAGCUUUGUGACGCCUCCUUCAGUUCACCGGCAGUUGCGCAGGCUCACUACCAGGGCAAGAACCACGCCAAGAAACUACGGCUCGCUGAGGCCCAACAAAACUCCAUUAACAUGGAAGGCAGCAAUGAGGCAGCCCCAAGAAGAAACAGGAAAGAUGGCAGUGAGUACAGACUGGUGAAAAACCGCCGCAGCCCGCAGCUACCCGCUUCUAUGCCAGGGCCGUACUACAAUCCAAGACCAAGGCAGCGCAUCCCCAGGGACUUGGCUAUGUGCGUCACUCCCAGUGGACAGUUCUACUGCUCCAUGUGCAACUGCGGAGCCGAGCAAGAAACGGACUUCAGGCAACAUCUGGAGAGCAAGCAGCACAAAGCAAAAGUGUCAGAGUUAAGAUACCGCCACGAGAUGGAGAACCUCGGCUACAGCUAAGAGACACGAGAGGGGAGGGGGGUGGGAGAGAAAAGAUAGAAGUGAGUGGGACAGAAUAGUUGGAGAGACAGUACAAGACCAAAGUGCAGGAAUGUGUUUGAGGGGCAUAUUUAGUGAAGGGAUUAGCCCUAAUGGCCUCAAGAUCCUGUUGCAAUUCAUUUGAUAUAUGGAUCAAACACUAAAAUCCUCAUAUUUGACAUAAUGCUUUACCAUAUGAAGCUAUAAUUGGAUUUGAUGGAUUUAUUUGAGCUGGGUAUUACUCUUGAAAUACAGUCUGUAUAAUGAAGCAUGCGGCAACAUGUAUGCAGAGAUCAGGAGCCAUGCAUUGGAGGAAAUAGUAUAUUUUUGACGUACAAGUCUUGAGACAUAAAAACAGUCUGUUUUAUGCUCUGAAUCAGAACAUUUGAUCCACCUCCUUUUUUAUACUGUUUCUGAUCCACUUUCCUCCAAGGCUUUGAGUGGGUUGCAUUCUGACUCAGGAUACAGGUAAAUGGAAAUGAAUUGCAAGUAAAUCUUGAGCUUGUUCGGGCUACGGGGAGAAGACUAGUGAUGCACAGAGAGCCAAUGUGACAGGAGAGGAAGCAUAGGAACAGUUGGAAAAGACUGGGACAUGCAGAGGGUUCAAGCAUUAAGAGAGAAUCUAAAAUGUAAAAAAAAAAAGAGAGAAACUGGUUUGAGGAAGGAGACACGCAUAGAGGCAAACAGUUGAGGUCAGAACAAGUCUCAUCUUUGGGAAAACAAUCAUGACUGAGGUCAAAGUUUUAGUUUGAGACUUGUUUUUUUCAAUUCUUGUGUGUGGAUCAGCCCUACAGGUAUUUUAUACUGGCCCAACAGCAGGGACUACAGAGCCACACGGGACACAAAAGAGCAAAUUCAACAUCUUUAUAAUCUAACACAGGUAUUAAAAUCCAAAGCACUAUUUGCUAAUUAAAAAAAACAAACAAAGCACAAUGAACAACAUCAUGUGGAAAAAAACAGUGUUACAUGAAUCUGUUAGCCUUAGCUGACCUCUUAGUGGUCCUUUGGUGUGUAUCAGGCUGCAGGCUAGACCAUGGCUAGCCUUGUUUGUGCCUUUAGUGAGAAUUAGGCUAAAGAGUAAGCUUUGGCUAUAGCCAUUUUGGAAAUAUAGUGGAAACCAAUCUACAGUAUUGAUUGGGUUUUUCUAUAUUCUGUCAUCUCUCUUCUUGUAUUAAAUCCACACAAAUAUUAUGUAAAUAUUCUCAAAUGACAUUGUAGAUAUAAAUAUAGUAUAAUAUACAUGCAUACUAUUGAUUCUUUGGUUAAUGUUAGCCUAGCAUAUAUUGUAAAUACUCAUAAUCUAUUUAAUAAUGAUCAGGAAUCUUGUACAAAGUGUGCACUGACUGAAUGUCUACCCAUCAGCACUGUAUGUUUGUGUGUGGAUUUUACUGUAGACCCUCCACACCACUUUGGGUGAUGCCCUCGUUCAUUGAUAGUAACUCUGGUACCCUCCGUCUGUGGUUAAAGGCUAUUAGUCAUCACUUUGAUCGUGCUGGACGACCACAUGCUUCUUCUGAGGCACGGUAUGAGCUGAAUCUUUGUCUUGGCAAUACAGCCAGACUGUGAGGAAGAAAUGUACAAACACAUUGGAAAACUUAUAGGGAUGCGUGCAGCCGAAAACUCCAAACUUCUAAUUAGUUUUGCAAAUGGCAAAUGAACAUGUGCAGAGCUCGUGGAUGUUUUUAGUUGUAAGACAUAUCAUUUAAUUCUCCCACUCACUCUUGAUUCCUAGAGGGGGCAUAAGCAGGUUUUACUGCAGUGUGAAACAGCUGCAGAGGAGUGACAUGGAUUUUGUCUGGAUUUGCAGACAGAUUUUUGUUGUUGUUGUUGUUUUUACCCUGUAUGACCCAGGUCCAGCUGUUUUUCAGUCACUAGCCCAUCCUGAAACGAUCAGUUAUGUAAUUGGAAUCAAAUUUGAUUUUCUGUUUCUGUUUAUUUGAUUUUCUGGUCCAGUUCAGUUGCUGAGCUGAACACAGUGCAGUUACAUGGCAUUUGGAGUUACACAGUCACACUUGAAAUGACUUAAAAGUGUGUAUUUUGCCUUAAAUGUUGUUUAUGAUCUUCAUUACAUUCAGAAGACAAUGACAGGGUCAUAAAAUUUACAUUUUUAUUGUUUGAAACACAAAACCUGUCUUUUUUAUUUGCAGAUUGUUUCCUUUAAAUAGGAAAAACGAUCAUAUUUAUGCCUCAAAAAACAUUUUAUGUAGCAGCUGAAAGGAUUUUCCAUCUAGAUUUAGAUGGAUAGAACAAGACAUGUUUCAGCUAUACAGUAUACACUAAUUGAAUGCUUCUGUAGUUCAAAAGAGGAGAAGAACCUUCCUCCUUUCACUUUAAAUUGGCUUUUCCAACUUCUCCUGCAGAGCGGCCGUGCACACACACAUGCACGCACACUCCCACAUAAUUCAAUCAGUCAAAGGCCUGAUCGGGUCACAUAAUUAGAUGUGUUAUAAAGUGAAAUGAAAGCAGCAUCCUGGCUUUCUCUCUGGUUGGGUUGGUUUGCUGUGGGGAGAGGCAGCUGUUCCCAUCUUACAUAUGUCUCUAGAGCACAAACACACACCUGAUCACACACAUGAGGACACUCAGGAGAAAAGCACUGUGAGGACAAAGUACUGUGGUGUUUAGGGAUUUAAACAUGUGAGAGAGGAACAGCCAGAGAGGGAGAGACAAACACAACAUAGAAAAUAAAAUGGGAGGCUAUUUUUUAUUAGCCCACUGUGCUGUAUGGUUUAAUCAAAAAGGAACAAAGAGGAGCUGAUGAAAGCAGAGCUGUAACCAAAGCUGUGGGUGAGACACAGGUAGUCAAGGAGUUCUUCACAUCCGACGGAGUUGCAGUCUGUUAAUAGCAAUCCUCCUCCACCUAGAAAUAACACGCUUUGUAUUACAUGAAGGCAUGGGUAGCAUAACCUUUUAUUAUGUUGACAGGCUCUUGGAUUUAGAAUGAGAGUCACACUCCAAUGCAGCUUCUUAACACCUUCAGAAAAUGCAUGAAAGAAUAGACUGCAAUGGAAUGGAGGAAAUGAGGAGAUCAUAGGAAAAUCAGGCUGCUAAGAGUCUUUCAGGGAAGACAGUAGUCUGGAAACCUUUUUUGUUUUCGUUCUGUAAUAGACUCCCUUAACCAGUUUUUCCCAACCUUUUUGGCUUGGGAUCCCUUAAAAUAUGCCAAUAUCUACUUGAGACCCCUCACCACAGGUUUUGGGCUGUGUGGAUCAAAGAUUGUUUUUUUGUCAGAUUGACAAAAUAGGCAACUGUCCUGGGGCCCCAAACCCUACAGGUCCCAAAAGUCCUAGGUUCACAGCCUGCGAUUACAUUUUGUUACUGUACUGAAAAUUUGUCAGGGAGUUUGUCCAUAAGGUUUUACAUUAUUAGCUAAUUUUGCGAUCCUGUCUUGUAGAGAAAAAAUCAACUGAGACAUAGAAAACCCAGGGACAGGUGGUAUCUUUUUCCUUUAAGAUUUUUUGGGGCAUUUUUAUUGGACAUAAAAAUAAAUGAAAAAGAAAACAGGAAAUAAGGGAAAGGUAACAAUUAAGCUACUAUGAUGCUCGCCAGGUGGUAUCUUUCCAGCAUAUCAGUACUGGUUUUGGAGCCUCUGGGCAAAUAAUGUAGCUACCGUGUACAGAUUGCACUGUACUGGAUGGGAACUUGGGGACAGGAUACAUAGAGUGUGGGAGGUGGGGAACCCCAAUGACAAAUUCUUGCCCUAAAAUUUGAGAAAAUGUGCAAAAAAACAAAACAAAUAUAAUUUAGUGUGGCAGAGACUAUACUUUCUUCUCUGGUCAUCUUGUAACCACUCACACUACUCUUCCUCUUUUUUUCUUCCUCUUUUUGUGAUAAUAUUAUAUAUAGUUAUUAUACACUAUAUCAGUCAGGACACUCCAAGAGGCCACAAUAGGAUAUAUAUGACUACAUUUAAAAGUAUUUAUGAUAAUUAACAUUUCACUCAAAACCUCUUUGUUCCUUUCGAAAGAAUUCUGAAGGGAACAGCUCAAAAAGUGCCAUCUUAUGGUAUUUUUACUUGAUUCAAGAAAGUCUCAAAACCAGCAGGCUCUAAUUGAAAAUAAAUUGCAUAGCCUGAAAUAACAUAGUAAACGCAAUUUGUAGUUAAUGGGCUAAAACACGCCAAACCACUGGUAAACUGCCUCUUUUCUACAGGACUAUUUUUGGAUGAAUAUUGUUGCAGUGAAAAGCAAUUCUGCAUCUAGAGAUCAUUGGUUGCACAAAUGUUUUAAGCAGUCCAAAGCCAACAAAAUCAAGGAAAAGCACUAUGCUAAAUAAAGGCAUCUAGGUAUAAACCGCCAUUAACUGUUAAGAGGUUUAAUACUUUUUAAAUUGGCACUGUUAUUUGCUCUGUGUUCAUUUAAUUGAUUGGAUUGCAUUUAAAAAAAGUCAGUUUAGUUGUUGUUUGGUCUGAUGAUAUGUUGAAAUAGUUCAAAUACCCGAGGCACUGUUUUUGUUUUGUUCUGUGUUUACUUGUUAGAGACUAUACCGGUUGACAACUAUAAUGUACUGAUAAUUAUUAGUUUCACUGUUAUUAAUCAAUGCUGUUAUCUGAAUGCGGAUGUGUUGCAGCAUCAUUAUAAGUUGAACUUCAGUGCUUCGUUGUAAAUGACCGAGAAGUGUUACAUAUUGCACCGUAUAAAUUGUAUCUGGUUUAUUUUGUGCAUGAGUAAAGUCAUAUUUAAUAACUGUUUCUACUAUUGAGAGAAAAUAGGACAGUGAGGAUGCUGUUCGUUUUCUCUGAGGUUUAUAUGGCUGGUUGGUUGGAAAUGUCUGUAUGCUGUGCUGCAUCUACAAAAGGGCAUUGGGAAGAAUCAUGAUUUUGCACUGAAUAUAAAAAUACACUUGUGUCUAUAAAGAAAAUUAUGCUACCAUAUGUUGUUAGUUUAAGUGAAGACUUUGCUACCAUUGUCAUUAUUUGCCUCUUGAUAAUUGAUAUCCUGAUGUUUACAAUGUGAGAAUUUGAAGCUGUGUGGAUGUGUAUCAUAUUUGUAACUCUGCGUGUUUAUCCACGUGUUGCACUGUUGGACUGAUCAGACCAGGGUAGAUGGGAAACACUGUGAGGUUGAGAAAAAACACUAUGUGACUAAAUAUAUUUAUCCAUUCUUUCAAUUACAUUCGACACCACUAGAAUGAUUUUGACAAUCCAAAGAGAUUAUUAUUUUUGAAUUAUUACAGUAGAGGUUUCAUGGGUUCCCAAAUCAGUUGUCUGGUGUCUGCAGAAAAUGUAAUACACAUUAUUGGGUCAUCACUUUUCUGUUUACCCAAAAGGCUUCUUCAGUCCAACUGUUGUGGUAUUAGGUAACCAUUCUCACUGGUAGUGCAGGAACAUCCACUGUUAAAGUCCUCAAUUGCAAUCACGUCCCAGUAACAAUUAGAACCAAAGAAGCUUUUUGGAUGACCAGUUAAAUUGCAAUUUGGGUCAAAAUGUUAUUUGUUUUAUAGCUGGAUUUAGCACAGUAUCAGAUUUUGGGAAAUUUGCUUUUUAACUUGAGAGAUAGAUGUGAAGAUUGAUACUACUUUCAUGUCUGCGGAGCUAGAGCCAGGAGGUUAUUAGCUUAGCUUAGCAUAAAGACUGGAAACAGGGGGACACAGCCAGCCUGACUCUGUCCAAAGUUUAGAAAACCCAUCAUUUUAAAGCUGUAUGUAAAUGUAAUUAGUAAGAUUUAAACAUGCUGGUAGGCAGAUUAUUUUAAUUUCGGAGAGAGCUAGGCCAGCUGUAUCGCCUCCUGGUUCCAGCUCCAUAGAUACAAGAUUAAUAUCAACCUUCGCAUUUAACUCUCCACUCUACAAAAGGCGUAUUUUAGCAUGCAUCUACUGUGUGUGCCUGUCCAUUUCAACUCAAUCAAACCAUAUAGAGAUUGGUUGCCUCACAUAAAAAAGCCCAUGUAUUCUGGUCUUCAGAGUGAGUCAGUCUUACACACUGACAGAAUUCAGGACCCCUCAGCUCCAUCUACUGUCAGGGGCCCCAAACCUCCUAGCAGCACCCCUGUAGGACAGUAUAUACUCCUGUACUCUCUGUGAAAACCUCAGCACACUUUCAGUGCCUCUGAACAUUGUUGCCAAUAUACCACUGACUGACUGAAUGGAUGCCUGGACGAUUGAUACACUGAUUACUGAGGCUGUGUGUGUGUGUGUGUGUGUGUUUUCUGACAGAUGAAUAAACGUGCAGAUGAUAUUAAUAACCAAGCUGAGUUGAUGAUUAUUGCAAUGAAUGUGUGUCUUGUGUGUUUUCUUCCACGGCUCAGCUUGUAACCGCUCCGGGGGAAAUAACCGUUCUGUUAGUGGAUGCUGUUAUUGGCUGUCAGGGAGAAGACGCCCUACAUAGCCCAGUUUCCACUGCACUGAUAGUCAGGCUUUACUCGUUAUUCUUAAAAUUACUUCUGCCAAGAAAGCUGUUCUCGUGCCCCUGGUAGUUUGUUUGUUUGUUUGCCUGUCAGCAGGAUAUCUCACACACAUUAUGAACAGAUUGCCUGAAAUGUGGUGUACUGGCCUCAGGUUUAAGUUAGUUUUUGCUAAGGAUCCACAAACUUGGAUUUCUGCCAUUGAAUGAUUCUUUUGAGAUGCUUUAAUUGGGCCUGUACUCAUCAGGAUAGAGCACUAGCAUAUUAAAUGGCUGUCCAGCUUUCUUAUUACUCAGUGCUGCCACUUUUUAAUGAAUGUAUGUAGGUACUAAUUGUGUAGUUAUUGUAAGUGUUAGGCAAAAUAGGUCAAUUUUAAACCAGCAAUAUGAGGAGACAACUGUCUGCAGCUGCUGUUAGAGGAACAUGUUCAGUCCCAAAGCUGCUGGAUAAAAGAAUAGAUUUAUGCUCUCAUCUUUAAAAUCCUCUCUUCAUAAAUGCUCCAUUAUCAGGGGUACCUUAAAAAAAUAUUCACGCACAUGAAUUACUAUUAAUACUUAAUAUCACAUGGAAUCUGUGCAGCUUGAUAUUAAUAAAUCGUAUGCAUAAUUCCUGCCCUCAAUUGCUGCAGGUGCAUUAGUGCUGGUUUAGAAUACAGCACCUGUUUAAUUCAGUUUUAAGCCCUGAAUAAAAUGAAGCAAAUAAACAGGCUACAGUUUUUUUAUACUAAAUGUUUAGCUGUGCAGCACCAGCUCAUAAUUGUGCAUCUGUCAUUGUGGUCCAGAAAGACUCAAACAGACAGUUCAAGCAGAUGACUGACAGUUGUCUCCUUCGCUCAGACAUCAAUAUGAACCCUUCCUAUAGAGCAGAUUGAACAAACAUACCAGCACUCUGGAGUUUCAUUGGUUCUAAAUCUAUCUGAGUUGUUAACUGGAAAAAUGUGGCAGUUUUUUUAUUCUUAAAAUAUCCAAUAAAAUCAGUUUCUGAACAAAUGUAUAGCCAGAAAUGGGCCAUACAAUUGCUCAUCCAUUAUUUUAGAGUAAAUGUAUAAGAACGAAAGGUCGAAAAGCACCUUAACAUAUAGUUUAUGUAACAUAAUCACUGAGACAUUUACUGAUAUUCCUUCUAUUCUAUUCUUACCUUUCAGAGUAAGGAAAGUGCAGAUGUCACUAAUAACAUUAACGAGGACCAACAUUCAUAAUACGAGGAGUAGGACCCUUAAUCAGCAAAGUCUUUGUACUUGUUUUACCUUUAUAGAUAUAUAUCAAGGAAAAAAGAUCAUACAACACUAACAAUACAUUAAUAAACCACUCAACAACACAGACUAUCUUCUAUAAAAAAAAAAAAGGUCUAUUACAGUAAGUGUCCCAGGGCUGUAUGUGUGUUAUUAGUUACACCUGUGUGUUUGCUGCAAUGACAUGUCAAAAUGUCUGCUGUGAAAAAGGUUUGACACCUACCUCGGGCUCAAUUGAUUAACUGCACAUGUUUUCUUGAGUCGAAUCUUCAUAAAUGUGUGCAUCAAAAAAUCCAUUAGAGAACAAUCACUGCUUCGGGGGGUUAAUGCUUGCUGCGACUGAGGCCAAACCCCAAUCAGUGGUUUCACUGCAGGUGUUUUGCAUUUGACAAAUGACAGAUUUUCAUGUGGCCACAGGUAUUGUUUCUGACCUAUUUAGUUUAGUUUAGACUGAAAAGCCCUUUACAGGUGACAGGAGUGAUGUCGGGGGAUUGUUCUGUGUUGACAUUGGUUUGCACUCUAGUACAUUUGAGCCAUACAGUAAAUAUUUUCGACAAUCCCUGCAAGGCCCUGAGCACUAUGGCCAGUCUUUGGUGCAACAUUAACAUUAACAUUAAAUUAAAACAAAUCAUGCUAGAAUGCAGAUACAAUUUAAACCUGAUUUAAAAGUGAUUUCUUCGGCCACUGAGCUUUGCGUGGCAGCAGAAAUAAGUUGUGAACAAAGCUGACGUAUUGCCUUUUAAGUUGAUGUGGCGAACUCAUUAUGAUAGCAGAUAGUUUAUUUAGACAUCCAGCGGUUAUGGAGAAACAUUAGCAUUCAUUUAGAGUUGUGUUUGUGGUAACCUGAUGAAUUUAAGUCCAAUAUUCACUCUCUUUUAGCUCUGAUUUUGGUCUCCACCAAUUCCUGAGGGAAAUAUUUGGCUCUUCAGUGGCCCCAUGUUUGUCCCUCUCAUGUAUUAGCGUACAUUCAGGUCACAGAGGUUAGACCCAUUAGUUUCUCUAAAAAGGUAAUAAAUGCUAACCCGCGAUGUUUUAAAAACCUAGGGUCAUUUAAAAACACUUGAUCUUUCUCUUUAUUCGGAAACAGAGGAUAAUGCGAUAAUGAGAAGCACACACUGGG
Molecule: messenger RNA, 10234 nt
Organism: Morone saxatilis (striped sea-bass)
Lineage: Eukaryota; Metazoa; Chordata; Actinopteri; Moronidae
Gene: zmat3
Product: zinc finger, matrin-type 3
Exons: 6
Coding region: 43-1527 (494 amino acids)
Molecular function (GO): zinc ion binding; nucleic acid binding
Source: RefSeq, a predicted model, not a curated record